This is a messenger RNA of Microthlaspi erraticum, 1587 nucleotides long. The record is from the annotation of a GenBank genome assembly. NCBI's taxonomy places the organism in Eukaryota, Viridiplantae, Streptophyta, Magnoliopsida, Brassicales, Brassicaceae.
AUGGAUAAGUCUUGGGUUUGGCUUCCAAGGACUAGCCUUGAGUAUGAGCAAGGAGCAACAGAUUUUGUUAACGGAUCUGCUAAGAGGUUAGGCGAUCUUCCAAACAUCUUGUGUCCAUGUCUCGAUUGCCGAAAUCUUUGCCACCAACCUCUAUCCACGACAUUGGAUCAUCUGGUCAUUAGAGGCAUGGAUCAGAAGUACAAAAGGAGUAGAUGUUGGACUAAGCAUGGGGAGAAAAGGGAUUUGAAGGUCGGUGAUGAGCAGACUUCUGAAUUUGAAGCAUAUGAGUUGUUCAAAACUGCUUUCUUCGAUGGAGAAGACAAUUCAGUACCCGUGAGUAACAAAGAUGAGAAUGAUGCUACUGAAAAUGAAGAAGAUUCUGAGUUUACAAGAAAGUUGCGAGAUGCUGAAACUCCGCUCUACAACACAUGUCCUAACCACACGAAAGUGUCUGCUGUCAUGUCACUUUACAGGAUAAAAGUGAAAAGCAGAAUGUCAGAGAACUAUUUCGAUCAGCUUCUGAAGUUAGUUCACGACAUGCUACCUGAGGAUAAUGUCCUUCCAACAUCUACAGAUGGGAUGAAGAAGUUCUUGAAGAUAUUUGGAUUUGGCUACGACAACAUUCACGCAUGCAAGAAUGAUUGCAUCUUAUACCGGAAGCAGUAUGCGGAUUUGACAAGCUGCCCAAGAUGUAAUGCUUCUAGAUGGGAAGUGGAUAAGCACACAAGGGAGGAGAAGAAUGGGAUUCCUGCUAAGGUUCUUAGAUAUUUCCCGAUAAAGGACAGAUUCAGAAGAAUGUUCAGGUCCAAAAGGAUGGCUGAGGAUCUGUGUUGGCAUUUCAGUAAUGCUUCAGGAGAUGGAACAAUGCGACACCCAUGUGACUCACUCACUUGGGCUCAGAUUAACAACAAAUGGCCUCAAUUUGCAUCUGAGAAGCGGAAUCUUCGACUUGGUUUAUCUACGGAUGGGAUGAACCCAUUCUCGAUACAGAACACGAAGUAUAGUACAUGGCCAGUGAUGUUAGUCAACUACAACAUGUCACCUACAAUGUGUAUGAAGGCGGAUAACAUUAUGCUCACCAUGUUGAUUCCUGGACCAACUGCACCGAGCAACAACAUCGACGUGUAUCUUCAGCCGCUUAUAGAAGACCUGCAUGAUCUAUGGAGUGAAGGUAUAGAGGUUUAUGACGCAUUCUCAAAGGAAACUUUCAAUCUCAGAGCUAUUUUGAUGUGGACAAUCACUGAUUAUCCUGCUUUAGGGACAUUAGCGGGUUGUAAAGUCAAAGGUAAACAGGCAUGUAACGUCUGCGGAAAGGAUACACCUUUCAGGUGGCUCAAAUUUAGUAGAAAACAUGUCUACUUAUGCAAUAGGAGAAGACUACGGCCUGGGCAUCCUUACAGACGCAGACGGAGUUGGUUUGAUAACACAGUAGAAGAAGGGACUGUGCCUAGAAUUCAGUCAGGUGUUGAGAUAUUCGAGCAGUUGAAAGACUUGAGGAACGAUUUUGGUAGAGCUUUAGCGAAGAAGGGAAAACGAAAGAGAUCAGCUGGUUUGUGUGAAAACGAUGAGCUUUCUGAUGAGGAAUGA